Messenger RNA from Maniola jurtina (meadow brown), 2852 nucleotides. RefSeq names its product etoposide-induced protein 2.4 homolog (gene tank). The transcript has 7 exons. The record is from RefSeq and is a predicted model, not a curated record. Gene Ontology annotation, biological process: macroautophagy. Gene Ontology annotation, cellular component: endoplasmic reticulum. Lineage: Eukaryota; Metazoa; Arthropoda; Insecta; Lepidoptera; Nymphalidae. Bases 180 to 1124 code for a protein of 314 amino acids.
UGGUCAAGAGUGAAGAGUGCUGUCAAAAACAUCAACACUUCUAUGUCAAAAUAAAUUUAUUCAUUUCGAUCAAUUUUGAUAAGAAUGGGAUACUUGAUUUUAACAGCUUGAUUGAUUAUUUAAUAAAUAUAAUUUAUCGCAAAAAAUAAUGUGGCAGUGAAAAAUUAGUGAACACUGAUAUGGAGAGCGUUAAAAAUUUUUCUGUAUCACUUAUCAAAGGUUUUAUAGACAGUUUGCGUGGUGUAACCGUGCUUUUAUACUUAGAUAAAGAAAUUAAUGAGCGAGCCCUCAGUCGGUCGUCGCCGAUCGAUUUUGAUAAUAGUAAACAUAAGCAAAAACAACCAAAAGUCAAACAGGAAUCAAAAGUACUUACUAGGGUUUUACAAUCAUGUGUUCUCAACGGGUUUAUAUUUCUGUUGAGCAUACUUAUAUUCGAGUAUGCAUUGUUGCCAGCCGUGAAGUACUUAGUGAUACUCAUAUUUGGCCACAACCCUGGGGUGGCGCAUAGCGUCUGGGGCUGGAUGCAGCCCUUCUUGUCUAUGACAUUCCGGAUGAUAUGGGUGCUUCCACUCUUCCUUCUUAGCAAACUGGUUAACAGUCUGUGGUUUCAAGAUAUUGCUGACUCAGCAUACAGGCAUAGACGGGGUCGACCACAGUUCAUGUCAAGUGUCAGCAAAAUCAUUGCUGACUCAUUGUUUAGUUUGUUGGUGCAAGCAUUAUUUCUAGUUCAGAGUAUGCUAGUCAGUAUGUUGCCCAUAACAUACAUAGGGGAGUUAUUAUGCCUGGUGCACAUGUGCCUCUUAUACUCACUGUACUCGUUUGAGUACAAAUGGUUCAACAUGGGCUGGGAGCUGCACAAGCGGCUGACCUUUAUAGAGACCAAUUGGCCGUACUUUCUUGGCUUUGGACUGCCGUUGGCCGUGCUCACUCAAAUCCCACAGUCUUAUAUUAUAAGUGGUUGCGUGUUCUCAAUCUUCUUCCCGGUGUUCAUAUUGAGUGGGAACGAAGCCACGCCGGUCGCGGGAAGCGAGUAUCCCCUGCGCCUGUUCUCGCCGGUGGUGGCGAUAUCCAACGGCAUGUUUCGCUUCGUCCGCCACACCGCGCCCGACGACAAGACCAGGUGAUAGGUACAGCUGUUUACGCACAGAGAGACGUAGCAGCUUCUACAAGAUGGCUUCCGCUUACGCCUUUAAUAAGAAGGGAGAAGAAAGUUUUUUUUAAUCACAGUUAUAAACGUACUAGGUACCUGAUUCUCACGACUUCGUGUGGAUUGCAGGUUUUUAAAACCCUGUGGGAACUCUUUGAUUUUCCGGGAUGAAAAGUAAUGUCACUCUCCAGGUCCUUAUUAACCAUAUCCAUUUAGCUGUCAUGCUCCUGAUUUUUAUCCAAAACUCUUUUUAUCUGAUCCAACUGGAUUUUAGAAGCGCAGCCGCGAUUUAAAGUGAAUAUAAUAUGCACAUAUCAUUCAAAAUUGUUAAUAAAAGACAAAAUUUUAUUAUGCUUUGUCUUUUAUACACAGGGAAAUUUUUAUUGUAUACAUAACAGUUUCUAAACUAAAUUGACAGAUCUAAAUGUAGUGCUAUCCUUUUCUAUAGGGAGCAUUAUGAGAAGGAUAGCAAUACGCUUAGUCUGAGACCUGAGUGAUGGCGGCGCGAAUGAACGGCGCAUUAAAUAAAUGUUCGACAAGUUUGAACUUCUCCGCGUGCACUAAGGACGAGUACCUACGGCGGCGUGUAAAUCCUCUAACCCGCCAUACGCGGUGAGCCGUCACUCAGGACAUACACUUAGGUUGAGACACAUAACUUAUAGAGCUCACUUUGGCUUUGCUCAGACUUAAGACACUGUAACACUGUUAAAACGAGACAGCGCUAUACCGCUGGCCCAAAUCUGUCUCAUUUACCUUGAGUGUAAGCAUUGAAGUCAAAGUGCGAUCUACAGAUUUCGACCUUAGGCUGAGAUUUAUAGAGCUUACUUUGACUUUGCUCAGACUUAAGACACUGUUAAAACGAGACAGCGUUGUCUCUCACGUAAAUCUGUCUCGUUUUAACUCUGACUUAAGUCGGAGCAAAGUCAAAGUACGAUCGAUCUCAGCCUCAGACCAGUGAUUUUAGUUUAGAAAUUGUGCACAAAAGAAUUAGUCACACUAUGUAAUUGUCUUGUUAACCGACUUCGAAAAAAGGAGGAGGUUCUCAAUUCGUCGGAAUCUUUUUUUUUAUUAUGUUGUGUGCUAAAAAUAUUAUUAACUUAAAUUAUAUCAUUAUAUGGCUAUUAGCUAACUCUGUUGCACACGUUGGUAUCUAAUGAUUCUGUUGGCAACUAAAUAGGCUGAGAUUUAUAGAAUGCACUUUGACUUUGCUUAGACAUAAGACACAGCGUUUAAAACGAGAUGGCGCUAUAUCACUGGUCACUGGCAUAAAUCUGUCUCGUUUUAAAUGAAACUUAAGUCUGAGCAAAGACAAAGUACACUCUAUAGAUGUCAGCCUUAGAGUAUUCAGUCCUAGUAGUAGAGGUUGUAAAUUUUAAGGUAGGUACUUAUUACCCGAGGAGAAAAAGCCACAGUCGCUAUUUUAAAACUUUCGUGAAGCAUAACCGCAUGUAUAAAAUAUGUAUGUAACUUGUAUAAAAUAUUAUGGAUGAUAUUAUAAUAUUUGUAGUUGACCAAUGGUGCCUGGAUAAAUAUUUAUUUUACUGACUUUUGGUGUAAAAAAGAAUAUAAUAAUCAUAUUGUUAUAUUACUUAUGGCUUUGUAUAGGGUUUAAUUAUUAUAGAUGUAAAAAUCAUUCUCACUUGAAUAGUCGUAAAAUUGUGAUUUUAUUUUUACAUGACAUAAUUUAUUAAAGGAAUUGACUGAU